CCACUUCUUCCUCUGUCACCGGCAAUACGGUCUCACCUCUCGCUCACCAAAUCUUCGCGGCGAUUAACAGAAUUUUCAGUUCUCGGCCUCUUCAAAUAGUCGACGGAGGAGGAUCGCCAUUUAUCUGGCGAGCCCCUUCUCCUCCGGCAAGAUCUCGAUUGGCAAAGCUAUCUACCCUAAGCUGGAUCCAAUUCAGGAGUCCACGCAGCCUCUGAAGCCUCCUACCACUUCCAAGCCAGAUCAGGUCCCGGUCGCCGUCGGCCGCCGAGUUGAUCCAGUCGCCGGGGGAACUCGACGGAAAGAUGAGGCGUGUGAGGCAGGAGUCGGUGGGGGAUAAGAUCAACCGCUUCCGCAGUGUGGUCGUCGUAGUUUCGAUCCCAAUUGUUCUCGUUUUGUUCGUCAUUUACUUCAUGCCGCGGGGCCCCGCGCCACUUCCUGCACGGGACGGUUCUCUAAUUGGGCGGAAGGCGGGCCCGAGCGACCGGUAUAAGAGCUACGCCGUUAUUUUGGAUGCGGGGAGCUCGGGGAGUAGGGUUCAUGUUUACUGCUUUGAUGGGAAUCUGGAUCUGUUUCCAAUUGGGCAGGAGAUUGAGCUCUUCGUGCAGAAAAAACCAGGCUUAAGCUCUUAUGCAAAGGACCCCAAAGAGGCUGCGGAAUCUUUGAUUUCUCUUUUAGAGAAAGCUGAAAGUGUGGUUCCUGAAGAAUUGAGAGGGAAAACACCUGUUAGAGUUGGGGCCACCGCAGGUCUGAGGCAGUUGGGAAUUGAAACUUCUGAGAAAAUUUUGCAAGCAGUUAGGGAUCUCCUUCAUGAAAAAAGCUCACUAAAGUUUAAAUCAGAAUGGGUUUCCGUUCUUGAUGGCACUCAAGAAGGUGCUUUCCAAUGGGUAACUAUAAAUUAUUUACUCGGCAACUUGGGUAAAACAUACUCAAAUACAGUGGGAGUAGUAGACCUUGGAGGUGGAUCUGUCCAAAUGGCAUAUGCUAUUUCUGAGGGCGAAGCAGCCAAGGCUCCAAAACCAACAGCUGGAGAAGAUGAAUAUGUGAAAGAGCUAUUUCUUAAAGGAAUGAAGUAUUACCUUUAUGUUCACAGUUAUUUGCGCUAUGGUUUAUUGGCUGCUCGAGCAGAGAUCUUGAAAGUUGCGGAAGGAUCUCAUAGUGAUUGCAUAUUGAAUGGCUAUCACGGGUCGUACAAUUAUGGGGAUAAACAAUAUCCAGCUUCCUCCUCACCAUCCGGCGCUAGCUACGCGAAAUGCCGGAGCGAUACCGUCAAAGCUCUCAAACACGAUGAAACAACUUGCACGCAUCUGAAAUGCACAUUUGGUGGAAUAUGGAAUGGCGGUGGCGGCGACGGACAGAAAAAUAUAUUUGUAGCCUCAUUUUUCUUCGAUAGAGCUGCUGAGGCUGGUUUUGUGGACCCAAAUUUGCCAGUUGCGAAGGUUAAACCUUCAGAUUUUGAGGAGGCUGCUAAAAGAGCUUGUAAAUUGAGUGUUGACGAAGCAAAGCUCACCUAUACCAAAGUAGCAGAUGACAACCUUCCAUAUCUUUGCAUGGAUCUUGUUUAUGAAUUCACAUUGCUCGUUGAUGGAUUCGGCUUGGAGCCAUGGCAAGUUAUCACACUUGUAAAGAAAGUCAAAUAUGGCAAUUCUUUGGUGGAGGCCGCCUGGCCUCUAGGUAGUGCCAUUGAAGUGGCUUCCAUGGCUUAGCACAACUAUAGCUGCUUCUGCUGCAAUAUCAAUUUAUUACGAUCCUCUUAAUUCCUGGAGCUAUUCUUUUGUCAUUUUGGUUGGGGAAGAGGUUCAACAGUUGCAGGUCUGAGUUUGCUCCGGAUUCCAUUAAUCAGCUUCAUCACAAUUUAUAUAUCAUUAUUUUUUCAGCCUUUUUUUUUUAAUUUAUUUUAAGGGAGAGAAGUAUGUUAUAAUAUUUGAAAUUUGAGUUUAUUCAGAUCCUUUUGUUCGGUCAGGCGCUGUCUAGCAGUUGAUUUAGUAAAUGUUGUAAGUCUGGAUUUACUAGAUCCUGUUGGACAUUUCAAGCAAAUUUGUGGAAUUGUGAAACUCUAGGAUUUACUAAAUCCCAGAUUUUAAAGUUGCAA
Messenger RNA from Phalaenopsis equestris, 2089 nucleotides. RefSeq names its product probable apyrase 1. Gene Ontology annotation, cellular component: membrane. NCBI's taxonomy places the organism in Eukaryota, Viridiplantae, Streptophyta, Magnoliopsida, Asparagales, Orchidaceae. Gene Ontology annotation, biological process: nucleoside diphosphate catabolic process. The record is from RefSeq and is a predicted model, not a curated record. Gene Ontology annotation, molecular function: nucleoside diphosphate phosphatase activity. The transcript has 9 exons. The coding region runs from base 303 to 1703 and encodes 466 amino acids.